Messenger RNA from Mesoplodon densirostris (Blainville's beaked whale), 1215 nucleotides. It is a transcript of the gene SERPINA6, whose product is annotated as serpin family A member 6. The transcript has 4 exons. Bases 1 to 1215 code for a protein of 404 amino acids. Gene Ontology annotation, molecular function: serine-type endopeptidase inhibitor activity. NCBI's taxonomy places the organism in Eukaryota, Metazoa, Chordata, Mammalia, Artiodactyla, Ziphiidae. The record is from RefSeq and is a predicted model, not a curated record. Gene Ontology annotation, biological process: negative regulation of endopeptidase activity.
AUGCUGUUCACCCUGUACAUCUGUCUCCUCUGGCUGUCUACCAGUGGGCUCUGGACCAUCCAGGCUAAGGACCCUGACACUGACAUGAGCAUGAGGAACCCUCACCGGCACUUGGCUCCAAACAAUGUUGACUUUGCCUUUAGCCUGUAUAAGCACUUAGUGGCCUCAGCUCCGGGCAAGAAUGUCUUCAUCUCCCCUGUGAGCAUCUCCACAGCCUUGGCUAUGCUGUCCCUGGGCGCCAGAGGCUACACACGGGAGCAGCUUCUCCAAGGCCUGGGCUUCAACCUCACUGAGAUGUCCGAAGCCGAGAUCCACCAGGGCUUCCGGCAUCUCCACCACCUCCUCAGGGAGUCAAACACCACCUUGGAAAUGACCAUGGGCAAUGCCAUGUUCCUUGACCACAGCCUGGAACUUCUGGAGUCAUUCUCAGCAGACACCAAGCACUACUAUGAGUUGGAGGCCUUGACUGCAGAUUUCCAGGACUGGGCAGGAGCCAGUAGACAAAUCAACGAGUAUAUCAAAAAUAAGACGCAAGGGAAAAUUGUGGACUUGUUCUCGGAGCAAGAUAGCUCAGCCAUGCUCAUCCUGGUCAACUACAUCUUCUUUAAAGGCACGUGGGCACACUCCUUCCACCUGGAAAGCACCAGGGAAGAUAACUUCUACGUGAAUGACACGACCACGGUGAAGGUGCCCAUGAUGUUCCAGUCGAGCACCGUCAAGUACCUGAACGACUCGGUGCUCCCCUGCCAGCUGGUACAGCUGGACUACACAGGCAACGAGACCGUCUUCUUUGUCCUCCCGGUCAAGGGGAAGAUGGACACGGUCAUUGCCAUGCUGAGCCGGGACACCAUUCAGAGGUGGUCCAAGUCCCUGACCAACAGCCUGGUGGACCUGUACAUCCCGAAGGUCUCCAUUUCCGGAGGCUACGACCUCGGGGGCAUCAUGGGGGACAUGGGCAUUGCAGACUUGCUCAACAACCGGGCACAUUUCUCAGGCAUCACCCAAGAGGCCCUGCCGAAGCUGUCAAAGGUGGUCCAUAAGGCCACGCUGCAACUGGAUGAGAGGGGCGUGGAGGCAGCCGCCCGCACCCAGGUCCACUGGAACUCGGCGCCCGAGCCUCUCACAAUCCGCUUCGACCGGCCCUUUGUUGUCAUGAUCUUCGAUGACUUCACGUGGAGCAGCCUCUUCCUGGGCAAGGUUGUGAAUCCGACCUAA